Molecule: messenger RNA, 2472 nt
Organism: Nematocida major
Lineage: Eukaryota; Fungi; Microsporidia
Exons: 1
Coding region: 1-2472 (823 amino acids)
Source: RefSeq, a predicted model, not a curated record
AUGAGAAUCUCGGGAUUUACAGGAGUGCUAUUAUAUGGAGGAGUGGUACUAUCCACAGAGGCAGUGACCCCUCCAAAAGGCGCUAUCACACCAUUCUCCCCAGGGAAUUCCGGUGUAACCCCCACAGAAGGCCCGUUUGCGCGGGUAGAGAGUCGGGCAGUGAAACUGCAGGAAAGAGUGGGCUUAUACUCGAAAAGUGGAGAGUUCCAAGACGAGAAAGAUGCUAAAUCAAUGCAAGAGCAAGUUCAGACCUUUCUUUCCAACGUAAGAAAUUUCGAUAAUUUGUUCAAGCAAGGUAUAGCUGAUAUUUUAUCACUGAAGAAGGACCAGACAUCAAAGUGGAAUCUUGUCUCUAGAACUCUGCAGAGUGGGUUUACGGGCAGAUUAAUUGGAAGAGGCCAUAAGUUUGACUCUAGCAACUUAUCCCCGCAGGAGAAGAAGGAGUCACUGGAGUACACGAACUUUCUGAACACUCUCAAGCGAAUUAUUUCCCUCACAGAAAGCACGAAAACUGUCUUUCAAAAGGUAGGAGAGUACUGUAAAGAGGAAAUGCCAAAAAACGCUUUCUUUAUUAGGCAAAGUAUUUCCAGCCUCCUUAACAAAGAGUAUAUUCUUGGCAUUUUGGAGAAUAUUGGGGCAGGAAAAAGCCAGCCUGACUGUUUUAAGAAUGUUCUGAGCGAGCCCAAAAGCGUAUACUCUGAGAUUAUUCUGGAGACUUUCAACCUCCAGAAGAUGCUAAACAAGAAGUUCACGCCGGCAGAGUCUGUCUUGCAGGCAGAUGCUAUCUUUGAGACUCUCCUGGAUACUUUUCUUGUCCAUGAGUACCGUAUCAUACAGGAAGUCUACAAGAAAGACUCCUCUCCAGCAAAGAUGGAGUAUCUAAGUCCCAUUUGGAAAGUACUGAUCCAGGAGAUAAAUACGCUGGAAGAUCAUGCUAUUAUCCAUAAGGAGGGCAGAGAGAAGGUUGUAUCCCGAAUUAUGAACUGUCUUGACGCUCUAAGCAGGCACAUGCUAAAGAUUCAUCCUGUUCUCAGCGGAAUAAUUGAUCCAACCAGCGAGAAAAAAGGCAUUUCCACACUUUCCCUGCUUGAAGACCAAACUUUGGGGAAUCUAGAGAUGAAUAGCCCAGACUUGGAUGAAGUCGCGAUAGGAAAGUGGCUGGGCAUUCGAGGGGAUGCCUCGUAUAUGGAGGGAAUAGCAUCUUCUGUGUCAAAAAAAACUGGUUCCGCACUCGAAACAAUAACUUCCCGUCUCCCGAGACUAUUCUGGGAUAACUCUGCGGCCUGGGAAAAGUCUCUUCUCGAGGGAAUUCCUGCAAGUCUCGCGGAUAAAAAGAGGGAAGAUCUGAAGAGUUUGGAGGUGGUUCUGAAAAACUCAGUGAAGAUUCUUCAGGUACUUUCCAACUAUUUGGUGCAAGAGUACACUGUCGUAUCCCAAACUCCAGUACUAGCUUCAUAUGAGAAUGAGCCGAAUUCAUCUUUGGAUAAAGCCAAGGAAGCAAUAGAAAUACUCCAGGGAUUUCCCACUUUCGCGUGCUACUUGGAGAAGGCGAAUUUUCUAAGAAGAGAGAAUACGCCUGGAAGGAUAUUCUGUCCCGAAUUCAUGAGAUUGGCAGUCAAUGAAGUACAACAGUUUCAGAUGUUUGUGAAUAGAAAAACGAUCAAUCCAAUGUACAUCUCCUUUUUAAUGCAGAAAACAAUGUCCACUUCCAUUAUAGAGCAUCUCCUUUGUACCGCUGUAUAUCUAUGCGAGGAUGCUGCCGAAUCCCUGAACUUUCUUCCUAAGACGGGGAAAAAGGAGGAAUUUCUCUCUCUGAAGGGGGAACUGGAGAAGAUGAAGGAUGCAGUUGAGUCUCUUUCCCCGCGUAGCAGUGUGAAUAUGUCUGCUCUAUCUAAAGAUGUUAUUUCCAGCCUGAAAACAUUAGAAAUAGGCCUAGAGAAGAUCACCGUUAUAGAUGGAUUUGAUCUAUUUUAUCGGUCUAUGUGGAAUAUAAGGAAUUUCCACAGUAUAGUGUGCCUCCUUCAAAUGCACUCCUCAGAUCCCAGCCUGUUUACUCCGUAUGCAGAGAUAAAGGUUGGGGAGAGACUCGAGUCUAUAUCGAAUUCCUGCACAAAAGCAGAUCUUGCAAUAAGGGAUUUAGAUGAACAGGCGGACAAACUAGAGAAGACAUUGGACGAGAUGUUGUCGAAAGUAGUUCCUACUGCGCCUCCUCUGGAGAUAUGCGAUGCCUCCAGCGAAGAAGAUCCUAGCCCGGGAUCUGAGAACAAAUCACCUCUCCGGAAUCCGGAUAGAAGAUGGCUGCCCGUUCUUGAAAUAGAAGAAUCAUCUGACACAGACUUUUCGCCGAGCAAGAAGGAGUUAAAGGGAAAGGCCAUUUUCGUCUUCUGUGGGAUUGCUGUUGCAGUUGGAGGGACUCUGGGCUUUUUCCUGUGGAGAAUGAAGAGGAAGACUCGAGGAGUCUUUUUCAAAUAA